CAUAAACCCUCUUGCCCCCCUCCAUCACUCCGGAGCACACUCGUUCCCUUUCCCUCCUACCCUUCACACACCUGCGGCUGCUUCAACUACAACGGACGCCUUGACUCGUGGCUCCGUCCCAUCAAGAACCCAUCGCUCGCGACAAUAUCGUCAGGAGACAGCAGAGACACCUAUUCAAGACCGAAGCGAGUCUAGAACCCACGCUCAUCUCGACCCUGCAAGCCGCCGGUUGGCGACGGUGAAGCACGGAUAUAACUGCUACGGGACCAAGCAGAAGCGACCACGUCGCUGUCUAUCCGUACAGCACACGCUAUAUAUAAUCUCCAGCCCCCGAUCUCAGACCUGUGCCCACGAUCGCCGCCUUCCUCCAGACUCGCGACAGCUCGCCUAGCAUGGGCCUGACGGCGGAAUUCGACGACCGACAAACACACAUCGAGGCUGAGUCCACGGAGUACCAUCCCUAUGAAUACCAGUCGGAGAACAACUCCUCCUGGGCGGGUGCCCUUCCGGUGAAGCAGGGCUUGUACGAUCCGGAUCUCGAGAAGGAUGCAUGCGGUGUUGGCUUUGCUUGCCACAUCAAGGGCAAGCCGAGCCACAAAAUCGUUAGCGAUGCACGCAACCUGCUGUGCAACAUGACCCAUCGGGGUGCCGUUGGGUCUGAUGCUCGAGAUGGCGAUGGCGCUGGUGUCAUGACCUCGAUUCCGCACAAGUUCUUCCUCAAGAACUUUGAGCGCGAGGUGGAUAUCAAGCUGCCCCCUCUGGGACAGUACGCUGUUGGAAACUUGUUCUUUAAGCCUGACGAGGAGACUCUGCAGGAGUCCAAGAGGCAGUUGGAAGAAAUUGCCGAGACACUUGGCCUUCGGGUCCUGGGAUGGCGAGAGCUUCCCGUGGACUCGAGCCUCCUUGGACCCGCCGCAAAGUCGAGGGAGCCCAUUAUUAUGCAACCUUUCGUGGUGCUUGCGUCGGCUUAUGGUCCCGGAAAUGCCCCUGAGAUGACUGACCCCCAAGAGUUCGACGAGAGGCUGUUUGAGAGGCAGCUGUACAUCCUGCGGAAGCGGGCUACGCACACCGUCGGCCUCCACAAUUGGUUCUACAUCUGCUCCUUGUCGAACAAGAACAUUGUCUACAAGGGCCAGCUAGCUCCUGUCCAGGUCUACCAGUAUUAUCAUGAUUUGGUCAAUGCGGACUACGAGGCGCACUUUGCUCUCGUGCACUCGCGCUUCUCAACCAACACUUUCCCCUCCUGGGAUCGUGCUCAGCCGCUUCGCUGGGCUGCUCACAACGGUGAAAUCAACACCCUCCGUGGCAAUAAGAACUGGAUGCGCGCCCGCGAGGGAGUCAUGCAGUCCGAAAUUUUUGGUGAUGAGCUCGAGCAGCUUUACCCCGUCGUUGAGGACGGUGGUUCCGACUCGGCCGCGUUCGACAACGUGCUCGAGCUUCUAACCAUCAACGGAGUCCUGUCUCUCCCCGAGGCUGUCAUGCUUAUGGUCCCAGAGGCCUGGCAGGGCAACAACCAGAUGGACCCCAAGAAAGCGGCGUUCUACGAGUGGGCGGCGUGCCAGAUGGAGCCUUGGGACGGCCCGGCCCUGUUCACAUUUUCUGACGGCCGUUUCUGCGGCGCCAAUCUCGACCGUAACGGUCUGAGGCCCUGCCGCUUCUACGUCAUGGACGAUGAUCGCAUCAUCUGCGCAUCCGAGGUCGGCACAAUGCCCAUCGAGCCCGAGAGCGUCAUCCAGAAGGGCCGUCUGCAGCCCGGCCGCAUGCUUCUCGUCGACACCGUUGCCGGACGCAUCAUUGAUGAUAGCGAGCUCAAAGCCAAGGUUGCGAACCGCCAGGACUUCCGCGCGUGGCUGGACAAGGAGCUUGUUACGCUGCCGAACGUGCUGGAGACGCUCACGCAGGACAAGUCCAUCGGGCUGGAGGCCAAGCCUGACGCUGUCUCGAUCCAGGAAGACAAGCUGCUGCACGCAUUUGGCUACACUUUCGAGCAGGUCAGCUUGCUGCUUGCCCCGAUGGCCCAGGAUGAGAAAGAGGCUCUCGGCUCCAUGGGCAACGACUCCCCACUGGCUUGCUUGUCCCAGGCGCCUCGUCUGCUCUACGAGUACUUCAGGCAGCUCUUCGCUCAGGUCACCAACCCGCCCAUCGACCCCAUUCGCGAGUCUAUUGUCAUGUCCCUGGAGUGCUACGUUGGCCCUCAGGGCAACCUGCUCGAGAUGGACUCGUCUCAGUGCGGUCGCCUGCUGCUCCCUAGCCCCAUCCUUUCUAUCCCCGAGUUCAACUCCAUCAAGAACAUGACCAAGCUUCGGCCAGAGUGGACUGUCAAGAUCAUCGACAUCACCUUCCCCAAGAAGCAGGGUGUUGAUGGCUAUCUGAAGCACCUCGACUACAUUUGCAACGAGACCACAUCCGCCAUUGAGAACAGGGAUCGCAUAAUUGUGCUCUCGGACCGCAACACCUCGGCCGAUCGCGUGCCUGUUUCGGCCCUCCUGGCCUCGGGCAUGGUUCACCAUCACCUCGUCAGCAACAAGUGGCGGUCCAUGGCUGCCAUUGUUGUCGAGACGGCAGAGGCGCGUGAGGUUCACCACAUGUGUGUCCUCCUGGGUUAUGGCGCCGACGCCAUCAACCCCUACCUGGCCAUGGAAUGCAUCCUGAAGCUCAACCGCGAGAAGCUCAUCAAGAAGAAGAUCACCGACGAGAUGCUCAUCCACAACUACAAGCACUCGUGCGACGGUGGCAUUCUCAAGGUCAUGAGCAAGAUGGGUAUCUCUACGCUGGCCAGCUACAAGGGCGCUCAGAUCUUCGAGGCUCUCGGUGUCGACGACACUGUGGUUGAGCGUUGCUUCAAGGGAACCGCCUCGCGUAUCAAGGGUGUGACCUUUGAGAUCAUCGCCCAGGACGCUUUCCGCUUCCACGAGCGUGGUUUCCCAUCACGCUACACUGUUGGUGUCCCCGGCCUCACAGAGUCCGGCGAAUACCACUGGCGUGACGGUGGCGAGCCUCACAUCAACGACCCUACGGCCAUUGCAAACAUUCAGGAUGCGGUUCGCAACAAGAACGACAAAUCGUACGAGGCAUACUCGAGGACAGAGUACGAGCAGAUCAAAGCCUGCACGCUCCGCGGGAUGCUUGACUUCAAGUUCGAGGAGUGCACCCCGGUGCCUAUCGACCAGGUCGAGCCCUGGACUGAGAUCGUUCGCCGCUUCUGCACCGGUGCCAUGUCGUACGGCUCUAUCUCUAUGGAGUCACACUCGACCCUGGCCGUGGCCAUGAACCGUCUUGGCGGCAAGUCCAACACGGGUGAGGGUGGUGAGGACCCUGAGAGGUCCCAAGUCAUGUCCAAUGGCGACACCAUGCGAUCCGCCAUCAAGCAGGUGGCCUCUGGACGCUUCGGUGUCACCUCUGCGUACCUCGCCGACUCUGACGAGCUCCAGAUCAAGAUGGCCCAGGGCGCCAAGCCUGGCGAGGGUGGCGAGCUCCCCGGCCACAAGGUGUCCAAAUCGAUUGCCCGGACGCGGCACUCGACCCCUGGUGUUGGACUGAUCUCGCCCCCGCCGCAUCACGACAUCUACUCGAUCGAGGACCUGAAGCAGCUGAUCUACGACCUGAAGUGCUCCAGCCCGCGCUCGCGCGUCUCGGUCAAGCUCGUGUCGGAGACGGGCGUCGGUAUCGUUGCUUCGGGCGUGGCCAAGGCCAAGGCUGACCACAUUCUGAUCUCUGGCCACGAUGGCGGCACGGGAGCUUCGCGCUGGACAGGUAUCAAAUACGCCGGCCUCCCCUGGGAGCUUGGCCUCGCCGAGACGCAUCAGACGCUGGUACUCAACGACCUCCGUGGCCGCGUCGUUGUGCAGACGGACGGCCAGCUCCGCACCGGACGUGAUGUUGCCGUCGCCUGUCUGCUAGGUGCCGAGGAGUGGGGGUUUGCUACCACCCCACUAAUCGCCAUGGGCUGCAUAUUCAUGCGAAAGUGCCACCUCAACACCUGCCCAGUGGGCAUUGCCACGCAGGAUCCUGAGCUGCGGAAGAAGUUCAAGGGCACGCCCGAGCAUGUCAUCAACUUCUUCUAUUACAUCGCCAAUGAGCUGCGUGCCAUCAUGGCCAAGCUCGGCUUCCGUACUAUCAACGAGAUGGUCGGUCAUGCCGAGAUGCUCAGGGUCCGGGAUGACCUGCGCACGAACAAGACGGAGAACAUCGAUCUCUCCCUGAUCUUGACGCCGGCGCAUAAGCUGCGGCCUGGCGUUGCCACAUUCAACGUCCGCAAGCAGGACCACAGGCUCUACGUCCGCCUCGACAACAAGCUCAUCUCCGAGUCCGAGCUUACCCUUGACAAGGGCCUGCCGUCUCGCAUUGAGUGUGACGUGGUCAACACUGAUCGCGCAAUGGGCACAUCGCUGUCUUACCACAUCUCCAAGCGCUACGGCGAGGCUGGCUUGCCUAUGGACACUGUCCACGUCAACAUCAAGGGCUCGGCUGGCCAGUCGUUCGGUGCCUUCCUGGCGCCCGGCGUGACUCUCGAGCUAGAGGGUGACUCCAACGACUACGUAGGCAAGGGCCUGUCUGGUGGUAGGCUCAUCAUCUACCCGCCCCGCUCUGCUGUCUUCAAGGCCGAGGAGAACGUCAUCAUCGGCAACACUUGCCUGUACGGAGCCACGAGCGGUACCUGCUACUUCCGUGGUGUUGCGGCCGAGCGUUUUGCUGUGCGUAACUCGGGAGCCACGGCCAUUGUUGAGGGCGUCGGUGACCACGGCUGCGAGUACAUGACUGGCGGCCGCGUGGUGGUUCUGGGCAGCACUGGCCGCAACUUCGCGGCCGGCAUGUCUGGUGGCAUCGCGUACGUGCUCGACAUUCACCACGACUUCAUGUCCAAGCUCAACAUGGAGAUGGUUGAGGCCUCGGGUCUUGAGGACCCCGAGGAGAUCGCGUAUGUGCGUGGCCUUAUUGAGGAUCACCAUCACUACACCGGCUCGGAGCUGGCGGCUCGCAUCCUCGUGGACUUCAACCGCGCCCUGCCCCGCUUCAUCAAGGUUCUCCCGGUCGAUUACAAGCGCGUGCUCCAGGAGGAGGCGGCCAAGGCAGUCGAGGCCAAGCGCGCCGAGUACAGCCUGCCCGUCGUCUCGGGCGUGGCCAACAAGGACAAGCACGAGAAGCCGGCCAAGCUGCAGGACAUUGAGGAGACGGUCAAUGACGCGGCCGUCGACAAGAAGAAGGCCCUCGUGCUGGACAAGACCAAGGGUUUCAUGAAGUAUGGCCGACGCAACGAGAAGUACCGCAGCGCCAAGACGCGGACGAAGGACUGGGCCGAGAUCUCGAACCGCCUGGACGAGGACGAGCUCAAGUACCAGACGGCGCGCUGCAUGGACUGCGGUGUGCCCUUCUGCCAGUCCGACACGGGCUGCCCCAUCUCCAACGUCAUCCCGAAGUGGAACGAAUUGGUUUUCCGUAACCAAUGGCGGGACGCUCUCAAUCGACUCCUGUUGACAAACAACUUCCCCGAGUUCACGGGACGCGUUUGUCCGGCCCCCUGUGAAGGUGCCUGCGUUCUCGGCAUCAAUGAGGAGCCCGUUGGCAUCAAGUCGAUCGAGUGCGCCAUCAUCGACCGUGGGUUCGAAAAGGGCUGGAUGGUUCCCCAGCCGCCCAAGGUCCGCACUGGCAAGAAGGUGGCCAUCAUUGGCUCCGGUCCCGCCGGUUUGGCCGCUGCCGAUCAGCUCAACAAGGCCGGACACCUUGUCACGGUCUAUGAGCGCGCGGAUCGCCUUGGUGGCCUGCUCAUGUAUGGUAUCCCCAACAUGAAGCUGGACAAGCGCAUCGUCAAGCGGCGCACAGACUUCAUGGAGGCCGAGGGUAUCAUAUUCAAGACGGGUGUGGAUGUCGGCAAGGAUGUGGCUCUCAGGGUGCUCCGGUCGAUGAACAACGCCGUCAUCAUCUGCACCGGUGCCACGGUUGCGCGUGACCUGCCGAUCAAGGGUCGCAACCUCGAUGGUGUUCAUUUCGCCAUGGAGUUCUUGCAUAAGAACACCAAGUCGCUCCUCGACUCCGAGCUGGCGGACAAUGCGUACCUCUCGGCCAAGGACAAGGACGUCGUGGUCAUUGGUGGCGGCGACACUGGCAAUGACUGUAUCGGAACGUCUGUGCGUCACGGGGCCAAGUCGGUUAUCAACUUUGAGCUGCUGCCCCAACCGCCACCGGAACGUGCCAACGACAACCCAUGGCCGCAGUGGCCGCGCAUCUACCGCGUGGACUACGGCCACUCAGAGGUGCGGCAGCACCAGGGCAAGGACCCGCGCGAGUUCUGCAUCAUGUCGGAGGAGUUUGUCGAUGAUGGCGGAGGCAAGGUUAAGGGAAUCAACACUGUCCGGGUCGAGUGGACCAAGUCGGCCUCAGGCGGUUGGGACAUGAAGAAGGUUGAGGGCUCGCAGCAGUUCUUCCCCGCCGACCUUGUGCUGCUGUCGAUGGGUUUCCUGGGCCCCGAGGCGCGCGUACUUGGCGACGAUAUCGAGAAGGACGCCCGCAAGAACGUCAAAACCCCGCCGGGCAAGUACUGCACCAACGCCGAGGGUGUGUUUGCCGCCGGGGACUGCCGUCGCGGCCAGUCUCUGAUUGUCUGGGGCAUCAACGAAGGCAGGCAGGCAGCCCGCGAGGUCGACCUAUACCUGGAGAAGUGCACCAGUCUCCCCGUGACCGGCGGCAUCGUCAAGCGCACGGCUCAGGAGAUCUUCAGCAUUGUCCCUCCUGUUUCCGCUUAGGGAGAGCGAGUUUUACUUUUUUCUUGUCAUUAUUCUCUCGGAUGUGGCUGGCGCAAGUGUGGCCGUUUUGGUGAAGCCUUCAUGAACAGUUUUUCGUUACUCACUGAUAUGUUUUUUUUUCGUCUCGGGUUUAUCGCUUCAAAUUUGAUGAUACCAAAGUGGCCAUGGUUAGGCAGUCAGAAUAAAAGAAUUACAACCAACUGAAUUAUCAGGCAUAGAUCGUGCCAUGUUUAUCACAUUGGAUACCUAUCCUGG
Messenger RNA from Gaeumannomyces tritici R3-111a-1, 6995 nucleotides. RefSeq names its product glutamate synthase. The transcript has 8 exons. Bases 393 to 6740 code for a protein of 2115 amino acids. The record is from RefSeq and is a predicted model, not a curated record. Gene Ontology annotation, molecular function: flavin adenine dinucleotide binding; glutamate synthase (NADH) activity; iron ion binding. Lineage: Eukaryota; Fungi; Ascomycota; Sordariomycetes; Magnaporthales; Magnaporthaceae.